AUGGCGGCUGCUUCUGCUGCUGUUGAUCAAACUCCCGAACUUCCACAUCUUCUUCCUCCGACUCCUCCGGCACCCUCCCCGUCCCUCCGCCGACUUCCAUUUACCAUGCUUGUUUUACGAAGAGCUGUCAAGACGGUAUGGAGUCUACCUGAAGUUAUGGGGGUUUCAUGUGGGUUUAUGCUAGUUAUGCUUCUUUGGUUGGCACUGUGGUCCUUUGGAGUAGCUGGUGUUGUAGCUUUAAGCUUAGGUGACAGUGGGCGCUGGUGGCUUCUUUUGGUUUUCUCUAUCAGUUUGUUCUGGACUGGAGCGGUUCUUUGUAACAUCGUUCAUGUUAUAGUAUCAGGAAUGGUUUUUCUUGUUCUUAUUCAUGGUGGUCGAGAUGUAGAAUCAAUGCCUUCCACGCCACUUGUGAAUUCGUUGCAGUUUGCUAUGACAAAAUCUUUUGGCAGCAUUUGCUAUGGAUCACUGUUUACAGCUGCUAUUCGGACAUUGCGCUGGGAGAUUAGGGGAAUCAGGUCAAAGAUUGGAAAUAACGAGUGUUUACUCUGCCUUGUGGAUUUCCUGUUUCAUUUGGUGGAGACUUUAGUUCGAUUUUUCAACACGUAUGCUUAUGUCCAGAUUGCAGUUUAUGGUAAAAACUUCAAUCACUCAGCUAGAGAUGCCUGGGAGUUAUUUCAAUCAACAGGUGUCGAAGCACUUGUUGCCUACGAUUGUUCUGGUGCUGUUCUACUAAUGGGCACUGUCUUGGGUGGGCUCGUGGUUGGAACUUGUUCCGGAGUUUGGACAAGGAUUCACCAUCCAGACAGGGUGAUAAUGGUGGGAUCUACAGCCAUGUUAAUAGGAAUGAUUGAAGAUCCGUUGUUGAUACACAGGUGGGAUGCAGAUUUUUUCCACCAGAUGUCAGAGACGCUUCACCAACGCCUUCAACACAGGAGUGCAAGGGCAAGGGAAGUGCUGCGUAGAUUCGACGGUCAAACACAGCAAACACUAGCUGCUUGAGGCUUCCAUUUUGUACUAGCUGCAUAGGCUAACUGUUUAUAGCUAGUGACCCAUACAGUUAUAAAUGCACCCUUACCAAUUUCCGUCUUACCAAUUUUAUUUUGAUCA
Molecule: messenger RNA, 1107 nt
Organism: Coffea arabica (coffee)
Lineage: Eukaryota; Viridiplantae; Streptophyta; Magnoliopsida; Gentianales; Rubiaceae
Source: RefSeq, a predicted model, not a curated record